Molecule: messenger RNA, 759 nt
Organism: Cyphomyrmex costatus
Lineage: Eukaryota; Metazoa; Arthropoda; Insecta; Hymenoptera; Formicidae
Gene: mRpL22
Product: mitochondrial ribosomal protein L22
Exons: 4
Coding region: 28-702 (224 amino acids)
Biological process (GO): translation
Cellular component (GO): ribosome; mitochondrial large ribosomal subunit
Molecular function (GO): structural constituent of ribosome
Source: RefSeq, a predicted model, not a curated record
ACGUGUUAAUAAACAUUAUUAUAGAAUAUGCAGAGUAUUCGCCAAUGUGUUAAACAAUUAGCAUCAUAUAGCAAAUCUGCUAUAAACAGGACAAGUUUAUUAUUAAGUACAACAAAUUUUACACAAAUACCAACAUGCAGUGUACAUGUUUCUUCAAUCUUAUGUAAAAAUAAUUUUGGAAAUUAUAAAGAAGGUUGUACGAAGUUUUUAGACUAUAAUAAUACUGUGUUUCCACCUCAACAACCAGGUGAAGAAAGAAGACCUGCUUAUGUAUGUCAUAUGAAAGCAAAUAUAAAAUACAGUCCGAAAAAAAUGUGGUACAUCGCGGGCUUUGUACGAGGAAUGUCCGUGGACGAAGCUGUAAAACAAUUGAGUUUUAUGUAUAAGAAAGGUGCUGAGAUUGCAAAGGAAGUUAUAUUGGAAGCUCAGCGUUUGGCUGUAGAGGAACACAACGUUGAAUUUAAAAGUAAUUUGUGGGUCGCGGAAUCAUUUGCUACCAAAGGUAUAGUAAUAAAGGGUUUACGGCGACACGCUAGAAAACGCGUGGGAACUAUACACUAUCGAUAUUGCCAUUAUUUUGUACGCUUGGAAGAAGGACCACCACCUAAGCACUAUUAUCUGCCAUAUCCUAAAACUGGCGAGGACUUGUUGAAUGAUUGGAUGAAAAAUCUGCAUAAUCGCAAAAUACCGAAUUCUUUAUAAUAUGAUUGUAAUACUGUAAAUAUAUAAAUAUAAGAACCAUUUACCAAUCACAUAUAU